AAACGAAACAGUUGUACAGUUCUGUACUGGGAAUAGGGACGUGUUUUGUUUGUGUUCCUACAUAGAAUCUCACGUACAAUCAGUAUGGCACCUCUGCAAUUUCUCUUCUUCUUCCUCUCAGUGAUUACAUCAAAUGAAGGAUCUUCCAUCAAACCCUUUGUGAGCCUUGAUCCGAAUUGGGCCACGGUAUUCACCAAGGAAUCUGUAACUCUCACCUGCAACGUGGAUCCCCCUGAACCAAGAGACCAGAUCUAUUACUGGUACAGAGACAACCAAAUCGUCCCAUUGUAUCUUGGAGCAAAGAGUGUUAAAAUUGACCAUGCGAAACAGGAGCACGGGGGAAGCUAUCAGUGCCAAACAGCAGAAAGUGAUAAAAGUGAACCAGUCAGACUGCAAGUUACUCACAGUUGGCUCACACUGAAAGUACCACCAUUUGUAUUUGAAGGGGAUGAAUUAUAUGUGUCCUGUGCAGGGUAUCCUGGGUAUUCUGCCAGAGACGCUGUGUUGUACAAGGACAAUGAGGUUAUAGGAUCCUCUCCUUCUGAUGCUGAUUUUCUGGUUGGAACAACAAAUAUGACAACGAGUGGUUUGUACAGAUGCACCCGACAAGUGAAGGACGGUGUCGUAUAUUAUAGUUAUUCUAGUGAAGAACAUAUUUCUGUAAAAGAGCUAUUCUCCAAACCAGUGGCAAAAGUAACUGAAAGUCACUCAAAGCAAGGAAAAGUACUGACCAUAACAUGUGACACAAAGCUCAGCCCACGUAAAGCGACUACAGAGCUACAGUUUGCUUUCUACAGAAAUGGACGCAAUGUGCAGGGAUUCAGUUUAUCCAACCAACAUGGAGUCCCCUCAGCUCAGCUGGAGCAUUCUGGGAAUUAUACCUGUGAGGUACAAACUCCAACUGGCAGUGUGAGGAAGAGGAGCAAUAUGGCACAUAUCCAGAUACAGGAGAGGAGCUAUGCACCAAUUGGUAUAGGAGUCACUUUGGCUUUGCUGAUACUUGUUAUUAUUGUGGCUUUACUUGUCUACGAGUUCAGAAACAGAGUUGUCUCAUCCUUCUUGAACCGUCACAAUUGCUCAAUAAGAUCAGGAAUACCUGUAUUUUUGAAGAUAAUAAGUGAUAGAUGGGAUCUAUGCUUCAAAAAGAACACAGAACAUUAUGAUGACAUUCCUCUUCUUUGGGACACCUGGAAAUCUGUGAACAAUGAAUCAGUAGAAUAUCCCAGAAACAGACAAGAUAUGAAUUCCAAGCAUAUGGAAGUCUAAACAGAUUUAAAAGGCCAGCCAAGUCAGGGCGAGUGUAACAUCUGAGAGUCAGUCCCUCCCCCUCAUGGACACCAGGGGGCGCCUGCAGGACGACUUUAUCUGAAAUAAAGGAAAUGAUGUUUCUA
Xenopus laevis (African clawed frog) is the source of this 1391-nucleotide messenger RNA. Its product is annotated as Fc receptor-like protein 5. The transcript has 9 exons. Lineage: Eukaryota; Metazoa; Chordata; Amphibia; Anura; Pipidae. The record is from RefSeq and is a predicted model, not a curated record. Bases 85 to 1266 code for a protein of 393 amino acids.